Molecule: messenger RNA, 1014 nt
Organism: Scedosporium apiospermum
Lineage: Eukaryota; Fungi; Ascomycota; Sordariomycetes; Microascales; Microascaceae
Exons: 3
Coding region: 1-1014 (337 amino acids)
Biological process (GO): nuclear mRNA surveillance; U4 snRNA 3'-end processing; poly(A)-dependent snoRNA 3'-end processing
Cellular component (GO): cytoplasmic exosome (RNase complex); nucleolus; nuclear exosome (RNase complex)
Source: RefSeq, a predicted model, not a curated record
AUGUACCCUGUAGCGCCUACGAAGAUGAACUUGCACGAAGUACACCACAGUACAGUGUACCUCCCGGUGGAGAAACAGGAGGAAACGACCACCAAUCAACCAACACAAUCGCCAAACGAGCAAGCCCGGAAGGAGCUCCCCCACCAGCCCCACCCCGAAACGGCGCUGAAGAAAUCCAAGUCAAAAAUUCACCUUCGCAUCUCAACGUCCACCGCUUCUCCUCGCCGCAACGAAACCUCCAACCUCGACCCAAAUACGACCGACGCCAUGUCUCUCGACACCUCAACCUACUCCCUCGCCCUCCUCCGCGUCGACGGCCGCCGGUGGAACGAGCUCCGGAGACUCAAUGGCCAGAUCCGAACCCAGCACGCCUCGGACGGCUCGAGCUACCUCGAGAUGGGCCAUACAAAAGUCAUGUGCGUCGUGACGGGUCCUCACGAAGCGCCGAGGAAAGGUGGAGCGACACAAUCGGGCCACGCCCAAGUCAGCGUCAACAUUGUGAUUGCGGGCUUUAGUUCUGUGGAUCGGAGGAAGAGAGCCCGGAACGACAAGCGCACUCAAGAACUCGAAGCCACCAUCUCAAACGCCCUCACCGCCUCCCUCCACACCCACCUAUUCCCCCACAGCACAAUCCACGUAUCCCUCCACGUCCUCUCCCAAGACGGCUCCCUCCUCGCUGCCCUCAUCAACGCGUCCACCCUCGCCCUCGUCGACGCCGGCAUCCCCAUGACCGACUACAUCGCCGCCUGCACGUCGGGUUCCACGUCCACCUACGCCGCCGAGGACGACUCGGCCGAUCCGCUCCUCGACCUUAACUUGCAAGAGGAGCAGGAGCUGCCGUUUUUGACCGUGGCCACGCUGGGCGCCAGCGACAAGGUCGUUGUUGUCGUGUGUGAGAGUAGGGUUCAGGUGAGCAGGUUAGAGGGCCUGUUGGCUGUGGGCGUGAGCGGCUGCAGGCAGGUGAGGCAGUUUAUGGACCAGGUAGUGAAGGAGAAGGGUAGCGAAAUGAUAUAG